Messenger RNA from Cucumis melo (muskmelon), 1398 nucleotides. Its product is annotated as probable beta-1,3-galactosyltransferase 2. Gene Ontology annotation, molecular function: hexosyltransferase activity. Bases 72 to 1172 code for a protein of 366 amino acids. Gene Ontology annotation, cellular component: Golgi membrane. The record is from RefSeq and is a predicted model, not a curated record. The transcript is spliced from 10 exons. Lineage: Eukaryota; Viridiplantae; Streptophyta; Magnoliopsida; Cucurbitales; Cucurbitaceae.
GAUUUGUUUGUUUGACUGAUUCUUUUACAGUUUAUAGAUCUUCAAUUUUGGUUUUCGUAAUUUUUCUCAGGAUGUGGAUAGUGCCUAUGGCUAAUGGUGUUGCACUGAGAUCUACAAUCUCAGAAAGAAUGGAACUAAAAUCAGAGUCUUAUGAUCCAAAGCUUGCGAGACCCGAAACAUCUGGUGUAAGGACAGAGGAGUUUUCAAGGUCCCAGUUGAGUAUUCAGACACUUGCUAAGAGCAUUUUAAAUUUGGAGAAAAAGCUUGCAGCUUUGACGAUUGGUCGUGAAUCUGCAUCGAAUGAAUCUCGUGAUGUGGUGAAGGAAAAGGAUGCAGAGCAACAACCUUCCAAGAGAAAAUAUCUAGUGGUUGUAGGAAUCAAUACAGCCUUUACUAGCAAGAAACGAAGAGAUUCGGUUCGUGCAACUUGGAUGCCACAAGGUGAUAAAAGAAAGAAGUUGGAGGAGGAGAAAGGCAUAGUCAUUCGUUUUGUUAUCGGGCGAAGUGAAAGUCCUGGCAGCUUACUCGACAAGUCGAUCGAUGAAGAGGAGCGUGAACAUGGAGACUUCUUGAGAUUGAAUCAUAUCGAGGGUUACCUCGAAUUAUCGGCCAAGACGAAGACUUACUUUGCUACAGCUGUUUCUAUGUGGGAUGCCGAAUUCUAUGUCAAAGUCGACGAUGACAUCCAUGUGAACUUAGCUGCGCUAGGAACAACCUUAGUUGGACACCGAAAAAAGCCUCGAGUUUACAUUGGUUGUAUGAAAUCCGGACCCGUUCUCUCUAAGAAAGGAGUAAAGUACCACGAACCGGAGUAUUUGAGAUUUGGCGAUGAGGGAAAUUUGUAUUUUCGUCACGCAACAGGACAGUUAUAUGGAAUCUCAAAAGACUUAGCUACCUACAUCUCGCAAAACCAAGAUGUGCUGCACAAGUAUGCCAAUGAAGAUGUUUCAUUAGGAUCUUGGUUCAUUGGUUUAGAUGUGGAGCAAGUGGAUGAUAGGAAACUAUGCUGCGGCACCCCACCUGAUUGUGAGACAAAGGCUUUGGGAGGUGAAGUUUGUGUAGCUUCAUUUGAUUGGAAAUGCAGUGGGAUAUGCAACUCAGUUGAAAGGAUGAGUGAAGUCCAUCAGAAAUGUGCUGAAAAUGAGACUUCUUUAUGGAGUGGAAGCUUUUGAAUUCAACAAAAAACACAAUGAUUUUGUGCACACUUGAAAGAUUGAAAGAAGAAAUUCUAUCCUCAUAUAUAAUUCUUUCUGCCUUUAAAUCAAGUUGGAAAUUAAUCUGUUAUAGGUUUUGAUUCAUAUGUUAAUUACUUUGAAGGGAAAAUAUAAACUUCUACUGCAGCUUGCUCAAUUAAGCCUUCUUGUAAUCCUCACAUCAAUAUAUUUCACAAUUUCAUUA